Molecule: messenger RNA, 2712 nt
Organism: Ictidomys tridecemlineatus (thirteen-lined ground squirrel)
Lineage: Eukaryota; Metazoa; Chordata; Mammalia; Rodentia; Sciuridae
Source: RefSeq, a predicted model, not a curated record
AUGGCGGGAGGGGGCCUCGUGGACCUGGCCCUCCACAGAGACAGCACCCUGCUGUCCAACAGGACUGCCCGGCCCUGCGUCCCCCGCACGCCCAUCACGGCCGCCCAGGGACCAGCCUGUCACUGCCCUGGCUGGGGUUGUCCCCGCCUGGCCCUCGGCCCCUCCCACCUGUCCCUCCUUCUGCCGGCCUCCCCCCACCCGGCCAUCAUUCCUGCUCCAGGGAGCCCUGACGCUGGUCAGGGCCAGAGCGCCCAUUGGCACCCAGGGGACCCCGCUCCUGCCACAGACGACCCAAGGCCCAGGCUAGGGUGGGGUACGAGCCGGGGCAACAUUGAGGACAGUCCCCAAAGACUCCAUCAUCGAGAUGAGCGACGUUUGAACUUCCCCAAGCUGAGUGGCCGGGGUGUCCCUGAGCUCAAAACGGACCCACUGGCCUUUCCAGCGGACCCUGCCUUCUGCACACGUGUCAGCGGGCCUGCGGGCUUCCUGGUGGCCUCUCCACGUCUGCUCGGCUCCUGUGGGCAGAGGUGUGGUGGGGAGGGCCGGCGCCUGGUCCUGGAGCAGAGCCCUGCCCCGGGGCAGGCAGAGCCCGCCGGCUCCGGGCGGCACCUCACCUGCCCUCUCCUCCCACACCACGCAGGGCCCCCCCAGGCCCUUGCCGAGCCCCGGAGGGACACCCCUCUGUCCCUUGAGCUGCGAGCCCAGCCCAGAACCCCUGCUCCGCCUCCGCCCUUUCCCACUGUGGCCGGGAAGGGGCCACCAGACGGGGACGAGGAGCCACCUCUGCGAGAUCCUUCAUCUGCCUCAUUGGAUCCAAAAGGGGAAGGUGCAGGAGGAAGUCAGCUGGGCCCGACUGCCCACUGGGCCUGGCUCCUGGCCUGGCGGGUGUCCACAGUGCACAGGGAACAGCGUGGACGCAGCCUGGAUGGCCUCAGAGGCACCUAGCAGAGAGAGGAAGACAGAAAUCAGACCGAGGGUGCCCGUUAUGGAACCUUCUGGAAAAGACAAAGUUACAGUGGUGAGGACAGACCAGCGGACGUGGGGGGACAUCCAGGGACAUUUCACGUGACGGGCUGUUGUGGAUCCCGGGUGGUGGCACAAAUCUGCAGGUGUUAAGUCCUUAGACGUGCCUGGUGCGAGAGAGCCAAGGACUCUGUUCACGGUGACCCACCUGCAGGGGCUGGGAGAAAACCAGACUGUCCCUUCGCAGGAGCUGCUGUGUGGACAGUCACGGUGCCAGAGGAGCUGGACGCUGGUGCUGCCCCUGCUGAAGUAGUCCAGACAUGAACGCAGAGAAGGGGGGCAGAGUCGGCACCCAGGCCCCCUCUCCUGGGCUCCCGCCACACACAGGCCGUCUGUGCUGCUUGUCCCAUCUGAAUGGCCAGCAGCCAUGGGGCAGUGUUGGCCAAGUGCCCACCACGCAGGGGGCCUGGCUGGGCAGGCAGCAGCCUCGAGGCCUCUCGGCAGUGCAGGUGUAGACAUGAGGCCUGGUGGGAGCGUCACCCAGGGCUGGAUCAGGGAGGACACUGGCCCAGGGGACAGCAGUGUCACCUCCCUCUGCACACAGCCAGCCGGGGCUCCAACCCCUGCACUUCCCAGAUGCUGAGAAUGAGGCGCGGCCUCCUGCAGGCGCCAGCAGGGGCACCUCCCGGCCUCCCCAACCUCACCCCUCCUUUGGCCAGGUUCUGUCCCCAGCCCCAGGCCCAGCGGCCACACCCCAGCUGACUCUUCCCCAGACUCUCCUGCGGCACCCGGACCUGCAUGGCCAUCAGACCUGUUCUGCCUCCCCCCAGCUUCCUCCUUCCCGCCUGUGAGCCGGGCCCAGCAGGCCUGUCCACCACCAGCAGGCAGGCCCUGCUCCCUGAGACCCCCAGCUGUCCCCCCCUGCUCUCAGAACCACCUGCCUCUGGUCUCCACCUGCUGCCCACACUCGGGUCCCUCCCCUGGCCCCUGUGUGGCUGGUGGGCCUCUCCGUCCCUGCAGAGCUCAUCUGCCUGCGGGUCCUGCCUCCUGCCCGGGGACAGAGCAGUGUGCUUCCUCCCGGCGCCCAGGCCUCCCGGGCUCAGCUGACCCCCAGUCUCCUGAGCCCGCCUGCUCCUGGCUCCUCGGGAUGCCCUCCAGGAGACGCUGACCCCAGGGGGGGCAUGCUCCUCUGCCCGGGUCCUGAGGAGGCAGCAGCGCUGGGGCAUGGCCUCAGUGCUGUGGAAUGCGGUGGUGUGAGUGCCUGGGCCCCGCACCUGGGGGAGGCAGAGUCCGGGCAGCUAGUGCCCACCCUGGUGCAGAGGCCUGGGAGUGUCUGCAGAAGGUUCUCAGUGUGGCCCGGAGCUCUUCCCGGAUCCCAGGCCCGCUGGGCGGUGGAGCCAGCAGGCCUGUGGGGGCCAGGCAGGGCCUGGGCUGUGGGCAGGGUCCCCCGCUGCAGCCUCCCCCACAGAGCACAGGCCAGACAGCCCUAGGGGGCCACCGCUGAGGGACAGGCCUCCUGGGGUCAGGCUCACAACAAAGGCCCUUGUGUGCACAUCCUGGGCCUGGCCCGGAGGACAGAGCCCCUUUCAAUGCAGGCCGUCUUCUCUGCCGUCAUGGCCACCUUGGCCUCCAGGGUCCUGGGGCCACACUGAUGCGGCUGACGCAAGAGCGAUUCAAACAGCCAGCAAGGCAGCGCGGCCACAGGCCUGUCCCUGACUUCAGCUCACCUCAAAUUCCCUCUGACCCAAA